Molecule: messenger RNA, 3150 nt
Organism: Aspergillus campestris IBT 28561
Lineage: Eukaryota; Fungi; Ascomycota; Eurotiomycetes; Eurotiales; Aspergillaceae
Product: glucan 1,3-alpha-glucosidase ROT2
Exons: 3
Coding region: 198-3092 (964 amino acids)
Biological process (GO): carbohydrate metabolic process; N-glycan processing
Cellular component (GO): glucosidase II complex
Molecular function (GO): alpha-glucosidase activity; carbohydrate binding
Source: RefSeq, a predicted model, not a curated record
AGACUGACCGGUCAAUGUCAUUCUCUGGCCUUGUCAACUCACUCCCCAUCUCACUUUACGAUUGAUUGACUGGACGGAUCUUUCCACUGUGUAUGCUGGACACCUUCAUCUCGGGUAGAUGCAGGCCAGCACGUUCACGGAGGGCAAUCGUUUUAUUGUACCUUCUGAGGUGAGGGACGACAGUGAUUAACGCAGCCAUGACGCGAUUACAGCCAUCGUCCACUUGGUGGACCUUAUUUUUAUCCCUGGUGAUUCUACUCGGAUGCUUGGUCAUCCCUGGAGUCACCGUGAAACAUGAAAGUUUCAAGAAAUGCGACCAAUCCGGUUUCUGUAAACGGAACAGAGCCUAUGCCGACCAUGCCUCCGCCCAGAGCUCAUCUUGGAGCUCUCCCUACGCCCUCGAACCGUCCUCGAUUCACUUCAAGGAUGGCCUGUUGCAAGGAACGAUCCUCAAGGCGAUCUCGGCGACCGAGACCGUCAGAUUACCCCUGGUCGUGUCGUUUCUCGAGUCGGGAGUCGCCCGGGUUGUGGUCGAUGAGGAGAAGAGAAUGAAGGGCGAGAUCGAAAUGCGACACGACAGCCAGGCCCGCAAGGAGCGAUACAACGAUGCGCAGAAAUGGGUGUUGGUGGGGGGCCUGGGAUUGAGCAAGUCGGCCACCCUGAACCCGGAACAGGAGGAGGGAGUAACGAAGAUCUUGUAUGGACCGGAGAACCAAUACCAGGCUGUCAUCCGCCACUCUCCCUUCAAUGUGUUCUUCCAGAGGGACGGACAGACCCAUGUCCAGUUGAACAACAAGGGCUACCUGAACAUGGAGCACUGGCGCGCCAAGGUGGAAGUUCCAGAAGGAGCCGAGGCACCGCCGACCACGGAGGACGAAGGCACCUGGUGGGACGAAACAUUCGGCGGAAACACCGACACCAAGCCCAGAGGCCCCGAGAGUGUCGGCCUCGACAUCACCUUUCCUGGUUACAGCCAUGUCUUUGGGAUUCCGGAACAUGCGGACUCCAUGUCUCUGAAGGAGACCAGAGGUGGCUCUGGAAACCACGAAGAGCCCUACCGCAUGUACAACUCCGAUGUGUUUGAAUAUGAGCUCAAUAGCCCCAUGACCCUGUACGGUUCGAUCCCACUCAUGCAGGCGCACCGGAAAGACUCGACCGUCGGAGUCUUCUGGCUGAACGCUGCCGAGACUUGGGUGGACAUUGUCAAGACCACCGCCUCGGCCAACCCGCUCUCCUUGGGUAUUGGCGCCAAAACUGACACCCAGAGCCAUUGGUUCUCGGAGAGUGGCCAGCUCGACUUGUUUGUGUUCUUGGGCCCUACGCCACAGGAUAUCAGUAAGAACUAUGGCGAACUGACGGGUUAUACACAACUGCCCCAACACUUUGCGAUUGGAUAUCACCAGUGCCGCUGGAACUAUGUCACCGACGAGGACGUCAAGGAGGUCGACCGUAACUUCGACAUGUACCAGAUUCCCUAUGACGUGAUUUGGCUCGACAUUGACUACACGGACGACGUCAAGUAUUUCACCUGGGACCCUCUCCAAUUCCCCAAUCCCAUCGGGAUGGAGCAACAGCUGGAUGAGAGUGAGCGCAAGCUCGUGGUGAUCAUCGACCCCCACAUCAAGAACCAGGACGGGUAUCCCAUCGUGGAAGAGAUGAAGAGUAAGAAUCUGGCCGCGCGGAACAGGAAGGGUGAGAUCUACGAGGGUCACUGCUGGCCGGGCGCGUCCCACUGGGUGGAUUGCUUCAACCCCGCGGCAAUCAAGUGGUGGAUCGGCCUGUUCAAAUAUGACCGCUUCAAGGGGACCCUCCCCAAUGUGUUCGUCUGGAACGACAUGAAUGAGCCAUCCGUGUUCAAUGGGCCGGAAAUGACGAUGCCCAAGGACAACCUGCAUUGGGACAACUGGGAGCACCGCGACAUCCACAACAUCAACGGUAUCACCCUCGUGAAUGCCACUUUUGAUGCGUUGCUGGAGCGCAAGAAGGGCGUGGUCCGCCGUCCAUUCAUCCUGACCCGGUCGUACUACGCCGGCGCACAGCGUACGUCGGCCAUGUGGACGGGCGAUAACCAGGCCACCUGGGAGCAUCUCGCCAUCUCACUCCCCAUGGUUCUCAACAACGGAAUCUCCGGCUUCCCCUUCGCCGGAGCGGACGUUGGCGGCUUCUUCCACAACCCGACCACCGAACUCCUGACGCGGUGGUACCAGGCGGGCAUCUGGUACCCGUUCUUCCGUGCCCACGCCCACAUUGACACGCGCCGACGCGAGCCCUUCUUGAUCCCCGAGCCUCACCGGUCCAUCGUCGCGCAGGCGCUCCGCUUGCGAUACCAGCUCCUGCCGGUCUGGUACACCGCUUUCCACGAGGCAUCGGUCAACGGCACCCCGAUCGUCCGACCGCAAUUCUACGUGCACCCGGCCGAUGAGGCAGGGUUCGCGAUCGACGACCAGUUGUACCUUGGAGCGUCGGGCCUCCUGACCAAGCCGGUUGUUGCCGAGGGGGUGAACACGGCGGACAUUUAUCUGGCCGACGACCAGAAGUACUAUGACUAUUUCGACUACACGGUCUACCAGGGCGCUGGGAAGCAGCAUACCGUGCCCGCGCCCAUCGACAAGGUGCCCUUGUUGAUGCAGGGUGGCCAUAUCCUCCCCCGCAAGGACCGACCCCGUCGCAGCAGCGGGCUGAUGAAGUGGGACCCGUACACCUUGGUCGUGGUCGUGGACUCGAACGGAGAGGCCGAGGGGACCCUGUACGUGGACGACGGCGAGACCUACGACUAUGAACGCGGUGGCUACAUCCACCGGCGCUUCCACUUCCGCGAUGCCACCCUCUCCUCGGAGGACAUCGGCAUCAAGGGCCCCAAGACCGCCGAAUACCUCAAGGCCAUGUCCGCUGUCCGGGUGGAGAAAGUGGUCAUCAUCGACCCGCCCACGCAGUGGCAGGAGAAGGCCAGCGUCACGGUGGUCGAGGAAGGAGCCAAGUCCGCGUCGACGGCGACCGUGGAAUACCAUGACCAGGCGAGCGGCAAGGCCCCCUACGUCGUGGUGAAGAAUCCUGGGGUGAGCAUCGGCAAGACUUGGCGCAUGGAAUUCUAACCGCAUGACGGUCACCUUUAUGUAUACAUAGUUAGCAACCAUAUGAACUUUCCCCUGG